AACAACCCAACGUGUUCCUAAAUGUGGCACUACUGCGGCAACAGCACGAAACGGUGUCGAUAAAUAAAACAUCUUCGUAGAUCAAAGAACAAAAAAACAACAACAAAAACUAACAUAUUCAUAUUGUUAUGCUGUGAUCUUGUGCGAGUGGAAUUGAAUGUUCAGAUGGAUAUUUGGAGAAGAAUUGUGUCCCCAAUUUCAUGAUAAGAACACGUAAGAAAUCGAAAUGACCGAAAGGCCAGAGAAACCUAAGAUACUAGGCCCAAAGCCGACGAUCGCCUCGAAACCAAAGCACGUCCCGCCCGUAAACCUGAAAACCCCAAAGUCGAACGUGGAGCGCUUCUCCGCGCACUUCUCCGUCGACAGCUACCAGAGACCUUCCUACUAUGACCAGACGGAUAAGAAUGGUGCGAAGGCGCCGAACUCCCCGAGCACGGUAUGUUGCAGCAUCCUCUCGCAAACCGCAAACGAUUGCUGCGGCGUCAUCCAAGCAAAAAAGGAAUUGAACGGAGGUAAGACUUUGACCAAGAACGAGUCCCUGGACUCGAACAGCUCGGACUCGGGCGGCUUCAAGGACUUCGUGCAGCUAGAACUGCCGUCCGAAACGAAGACGCACCAGAGGAAGAUCUCGCAACCGGAGUUCAAAACUACGACUCCUCACACCCACCACAGACAAGCUUCGCAACCGGAGCAAACCUUCCAGAAGCCGAGCGCACAGGUGCUGGCCUCGUUCCUUCCACCUGCAGUACCGGAACCGAGCUUCCCCAAACCGGGCAAACUGAAUAUGGUCGCGCAAACCAGCCAAAUGCUCUUCGAACGCGCUGAGGAAAGACCUAAACCAAAACCAUUAUUAAUAUCACAAGGACAAUUCCAACAAUCCACUAAGAAACUGGAGGAACUGCUCUCGCAACGUCUCGCCGCCGACAAGCUUACUCGCUUAAACCCCACGUGCUUGUUAGAUGGGGAAUCCAGCACGGACAUCGAGCAGAAGAUGCUCGUACAAAAACAGAUCCAACAGAAGCUUCAGGUAGAUCUGAAGCAGACCGUGAAACAAAUUCAGGAGAUCCAGAGCAUCGAGUAUCGGCUGCCGCAGAACCGGAAGUGGAACGAGAGCAAUAGGAGCCAACCGGCCAUCGGACUGAAGCACACGCCGAAAGCUCGU
This is a messenger RNA of Nicrophorus vespilloides, 1162 nucleotides long. RefSeq lists its product as uncharacterized. The annotation marks the transcript as partial. NCBI's taxonomy places the organism in Eukaryota, Metazoa, Arthropoda, Insecta, Coleoptera, Silphidae. The record is from RefSeq and is a predicted model, not a curated record. The transcript has 2 exons.